Molecule: messenger RNA, 783 nt
Organism: Microtus ochrogaster (prairie vole)
Lineage: Eukaryota; Metazoa; Chordata; Mammalia; Rodentia; Cricetidae
Gene: Hoxc9
Product: homeobox C9
Biological process (GO): embryonic skeletal system morphogenesis; anterior/posterior pattern specification; proximal/distal pattern formation
Cellular component (GO): nucleus
Molecular function (GO): DNA-binding transcription factor activity, RNA polymerase II-specific; RNA polymerase II cis-regulatory region sequence-specific DNA binding
Source: RefSeq, a predicted model, not a curated record
AUGUCGGCGACGGGGCCCAUCAGUAACUAUUACGUGGACUCUCUCAUCUCUCACGACAAUGAAGACCUCCUAGCGUCCAGGUUUCCGGCCACCGGGGCUCACCCUGCCGCCGCCAGACCCAGCGGCUUGGUGCCGGACUGUAGCGAUUUUCCGUCCUGUAGCUUCGCGCCCAAGCCGGCAGUGUUCAGCACGUCGUGGGCGCCUGUGCCCUCACAGUCGUCCGUGGUCUAUCACCCGUACGGCCCCCAGCCCCACCUCGGCGCCGACACGCGCUACAUGCGGACUUGGCUAGAGCCGCUGUCCGGCGCCGUCUCCUUCCCCAGCUUCCCGGCCGGGGGCCGUCACUACGCCCUCAAGCCCGACGCCUACCCCGGGCGCCGCGCCGACUGCGGCCCAGGCGACGGCCGCAGCUACCCGGACUACAUGUACGGUUCGCCCGGGGAGCUGCGCGACCGCGCCCCGCAGACGCUGCCCUCGCCCGAGGCGGACCCGCUGGCCGGCAGCAAGCACAAAGAGGAGAAGGCCGACCUGGACCCCAGCAACCCCGUGGCCAACUGGAUCCAUGCCCGUUCCACAAGGAAGAAGCGUUGCCCCUACACCAAGUACCAGACGCUGGAACUGGAGAAGGAGUUUCUCUUCAAUAUGUAUUUAACCAGGGACCGACGAUACGAGGUGGCCCGUGUUCUCAAUCUCACUGAGCGGCAGGUCAAAAUCUGGUUUCAGAAUCGGAGGAUGAAGAUGAAAAAGAUGAACAAGGAGAAAAGCGACAAGGAGCAAUCCUAA